AUGUGGAAGGAGGAAUCGUUGGAUUUAGUACUAGUGCCGGCGGGUCUCGUCGUGAUGGUGGCCUACCAUGUGUGGCUAGGCUACGCCAUAACCCACCGUCCGAAGCUCACUGUUAUCUCCCUCAAUGCUGAAGCUCGACGACUAUGGGUCUUCUCUAUGAUGGACGAGCCGUUGAAAAAUGGAGUAUUGGCAGUACAGACAAUCAGAAACAACAUAAUGGCAUCAACCCUUUUAGCCACAACAGCAAUCACUCUCUGUUCCAUCAUCGGCGUCUUUGUAAGCAACUCAUCCGCUUCUGAAUCCACAGCAUCACCUAUUAUCUACGGCAACAAAAGCCCUCUCCUUGCAUCCAUCAAGAACUUCGCAAUCCUCAUUUGUUUCCUCAUGGCCUUUCUCUUUAACGUCCAGUCAAUAAGGUACUACGCUCACGUUAGUUUCCUGGUGACAGUGCCUGUCUCGAUAGGGAAGAAAGAGCACUGCGAGUACGUGGCUAGGAACCUUAACCGAGCUCUCUACUUCUGGUUUCUUGGGUUGAGAGCUUUCUACUUCUCCUUCCCUCUCUUCUUAUGGAACUUUGGUCCUAUUCCUAUGUUUGUGUGCUGUUGCAUGAUGUCUUCGAUUUUGUAUUUCUUGGACACGACCACUUCUUUUACUAGGCGUCUACAUAGCCAGUCGUUUAGAGAAACUGCUGAGUCGAUGGAUGGUGAAAUCGUGUCAGCGGUUCAUGCUCUGUAGAUUCUUCUCUGAUUCUUUUGUUGUGUUUUGGUUGUUCGUUGAGGUUCAAGAGUUAUAUAUUUGCGGAAUGUUUUUGAGAUGGAUGGAAUUACUUUGGCUGCGAUUGAGAUUGUUUUGUUUGUUUUGCGUUUUCAUGUAACAAUGAUGAUUAGAAGAUUACCAUGUGAAAACGCAAACGCUUGUGUAGUCUAUGUAAUUUUCGUGGCACUGGAACUUAUU
This is a messenger RNA of Eruca vesicaria subsp. sativa (arugula), 954 nucleotides long. Lineage: Eukaryota; Viridiplantae; Streptophyta; Magnoliopsida; Brassicales; Brassicaceae. The record is from the annotation of a GenBank genome assembly.